This is a messenger RNA of Ochlerotatus camptorhynchus, 3800 nucleotides long. RefSeq names its product bumetanide-sensitive sodium-(potassium)-chloride cotransporter-like. The record is from RefSeq and is a predicted model, not a curated record. The coding region runs from base 486 to 3635 and encodes 1049 amino acids. Gene Ontology annotation, biological process: potassium ion import across plasma membrane; sodium ion homeostasis; cell volume homeostasis. Gene Ontology annotation, molecular function: sodium:potassium:chloride symporter activity. The transcript has 10 exons. Gene Ontology annotation, cellular component: membrane. NCBI's taxonomy places the organism in Eukaryota, Metazoa, Arthropoda, Insecta, Diptera, Culicidae.
UUUUCACAGUUGAUCUGGUGAGCGCGCGUUUGGCGUUCAGUAUCGCAAAAUUGUCCUGCGGUCAGCGAUUUAAACGAUUGUGGGUGGGGCGAAGGUACAAUAAGUACCUACCUAGCAGCGCUCGAUCAGUGCCGCGUCGGGAAAUCGACGAGUUUUGUCUCGAGUGGGGUUCCAGCUUGUGCCUAGUGCAGUGACUACAACGAAGCGGACAACACGAACCUGGAUUUUGUUUUCCGUAGCAAGUGAAUUAGGAUUGUCCUGAGAAAAAGUGAAACUCAGUUGCCGGCCUAUCUUGGAACGCUCUGUCGAGUGAUGCGUAGUGAUUUGAGAAGGUUUAAUCAAUUGAAGCCUAUUCCGCAGCAAAUUUGGACGUACAAUUCCUAGUUCGAGCUCGAUCGCAGUUGGGAUGAUACACACUUUCUAAAAAUUGCUCUACGGGUGCUUUCGGAGUCAAAUUCAUCGAUCUUCAACAAACGCCGAUCACAAUGAAGCUGGAUCGUUUCUCGAUAACCCGCAUCAGCAAUCGCAUUCUGGGAAAAACGGCCAACAACAACAGUGCGAACACCACUACCAACAGCAAAAAGGGUAGCGAACCAACGGCUACUUUCACCAUACACGAGAACGGUGGAAAUUGUCCGGAGUAUGAUUCGACAACGAUAGACUUCGGCGGCCAUACCGUUUCCUCGGGCACGUCCGAUGGCAGCGAACGGCGCAGUAGCGUGUAUCAUUUGACGAGAGAGCCGUUGCCGCGUCUGGAGUACUACCGUACGUCGAAACGUGGUCUGAAACGACCGUCCAUCGGGGAACUGCAUGGAGACAAAGACAGGAAACCGGAAGCCAGCCAAGUUGAUGAUAAACCAGAAGCACACGGCCAUGGCAUAAAGCUGGGAUGGAUCGAAGGUGUGCUGAUUCCCUGUUUGCUCAACAUCUGGGGUGUGAUGUUGUUCUUGCGUCUCAGCUGGGUUGUCUCGCAGGCCGGGAUCAUCCAAACCCUCAUCAUCAUCGGCAUCUCCUAUCUAGUUUGUGUGAUUACCGCUUUGUCGCUGUCUGCGAUUUGCACCAACGGCCAAGUGAAAGGCGGUGGAAUAUACUACCUGAUAUCGCGGUCCCUCGGACCGGAAUUCGGUGCCUCCGUCGGAAUUGUAUUCGCCUUUGCGAACUCGGUUCAAGCGUCACUCAACACGAUCGGUUUCUGCAGCUCCUUGAACGAUCUGCUAAAAUCGUUCGGGACAAAGAUCGUUGACGGUGGAGUUAAUGAUGUGCGGAUAGUUGGUACCAUAGCGAUUAUCGUCAUGGUGAUUGUUUGCGCCGUCGGCAUGGAAUGGGAAGCAAAGGCCCAAAACUUUCUGAUAGUGACCAUCUUAAUUGCCAUCUUAAACUUCCUAAUCGGUGUGAUAGUUGGACCGACUAAUGAUGACCAAAUUGCUCAUGGUUUUACAGGAUUCUCCACCGAAGUAUUUCGUGAAAAUCUGCAACCGGAUUACCGGUUCAGUGAAAACACGCAACAGACAUUUUUCUCCGUUUUCGCAAUAUUCUUCCCCAGUGUCACCGGUGUACAAGCUGGAGCGAAUAUCUGUGGGGAUCUAAAAGAUCCUGCCACAGCAAUUCCUAAGGGAACGCUUUUGGCAUUGGUGAUUUCUGCCGUUUCGUAUGUAACCUUCGUUUUGUUUGCUGGAGGUGCAGCCAUGCGUGAUGCAUCGGGAAACAUUACGGAUCUAGUCAACGGAACCUUUGUAUCCUGCACCAACGGAAGUCAGUGUGCUUACGGUAUACAUAACGACUACACAUCGAUGCAACUGAUGUCCCUGUCCAGUGCCAUCAUCUACGCUGGUUGCUUUGCAGCAACGCUGAGUACAGCGCUAACGAACCUUCUAUCCGUGCCAAAAAUUAUCCAAGCUCUAGGCAUAGACCGUAUCUACCCAGGAUUGAUCUUUUUCUCCAAAGGUUACGGGAAAAAUGCAGAGCCUUACCGUGGCUACGUGCUCGUCUUUAUAGUAUCCGUACUGUUUGUCCUCAUCGCGGAUAUCAAUGCCAUCGCUCCGCUUAUAUCAAACUUCUACCUGGCAUCGUACGCCCUCAUCAACUUCUGUACAUUCCAUGCAGCAACCGUGAAAGCUCUAGGAUGGCGGCCAACCUUCAGAUUCUACCACCCUUGGAUAAGUCUCAUUGGCUCCAUACUCUGCAUAGUUAUCAUGUUCCAGCUAGAUUACACCUUCACUAUUGUCACGGUGGUCAUCAUCUUCGUCCUAUAUCUGGUAGUCGUUUACCGAAAUCCGGAUGUAAACUGGGGCUCCAGCACCCAGCAGCAAACGUACAAAAGUGCACUCUCCUCUACCCAGAAGCUGCAGAACAUUGGAGAUCACGUCAAAAAUUACCACCCUUCAGUUCUUGUUCUAGCAGGAAACCCCAUGAACCGACCACCUCUUAUAGAUUUGGCUAACUUAAUUACCAAAAAUCACUCGCUUAUGAUAGUAGGAGACAUUAUCAACGAACGGCUGUCCCACCGGAGGCGUCAAGCGUUGCAUUCGGAAUGCAGACAAUUCCUGGAAAUUCGCAAGAUUCGUGGUUUUUACCAACCGAUCGAUAGCCUAUCGUUCGAGGAAGGAGUUCACGCGCUCAUCCAAACGUCCGGAGUUGGGAAGCUCUCACCAAACAUAGUCCUAAUGGGAUACAAGGCCGACUGGAUGACCUGUCCCGUUAAAGACCUUCUAACCUAUUACAAUGUGUUGCACGAUUCCUUUGACUGUCGAAUGUCAUUGGCGAUUUUGCGACUGCCCAAUGGGUUGGACUUUUCCCAUUUAACGACGGAAAUCGUCACCAGAUCGGUUCCGGAGCCAUCCCCUAAAGAGAUCAACAAUGCGAUCUCCAUGAUCUCCUCUGAUGGAAUACAAACGCCACGAAAGCUGAUGCAUGUCGAUUCUAACCUCAACUUGGAUACGAUUGUGGGAGGUAGCCAACCAACGUUCCCCACUUCUCAGGCCGUCACACCGCACUCUGACCUAGCGGAUGAUAUCAUCUACUCGACGCGCGGCGGAUCGUGUGUUCCGAAGGAAAUUCUGGAACGAAUCGGCGUAUUCCAUCGCAAGCAGCCCAAGGGUACGAUUGACGUUUGGUGGCUGUACGACGACGGAGGCCUUACCAUGCUCAUUCCGUACAUCAUCUCGAUGCGGUCCAAGUGGGCCCGUUGCAAGAUCCGCGUUUUCGCGCUCACCAAUCGUCAAUUGGAACUAGAGGUCGAAGAAAGGAAUAUGGCCAACCUCCUCAUGAAACUCCGAAUCGAUUACUCCUCGUUGACGAUGCUUCAGGGUGUGACGGAUCCUCCCAAGCAGGAAACCAUUGAUAUGCACAGCAAACUACUGCAGCACUUUACCGACAACGAUGGCACCCAGAUUCCGAUCACCGAACACGAGCGGAUGGCACUGCAGGACAAAACCAGACGACAACUGCGAUUACGUGAAAUGUUGCUGGAACACUCAAACGAGGCUAAUUUGAUUGUGAUGUCGAUGCCUAUGCCAAGAUUGGGUACCGUAUCUGCCCCGCUGUACAUGUCCUGGUUGGAAAUGCUAACGAAGGACAUGCCUCCAUUCUUGCUGGUUCGAGGAAACCAAACAUCGGUUCUAACAUUCUACUCGUAGAGUUCGCACUAACGAGCAGAUCGCCAAUCAGUAUUAUGUAAUAGUGUUGUUAAGUUUCACUACUAAGUUAUUAAUUCGCAAAGAUUUCAAUAAGAUAAGACAGAGUCAUGAUCCAUAUGUACAAUAACUUUCAUUUAAUUUAUUCCGAAGCCCUGCCAGUUGUUC